Messenger RNA from Zalophus californianus (California sea lion), 3242 nucleotides. It is a transcript of the gene WNT9B, whose product is annotated as Wnt family member 9B. Gene Ontology annotation, biological process: multicellular organism development; cell fate commitment; canonical Wnt signaling pathway. Gene Ontology annotation, molecular function: cytokine activity; frizzled binding. Lineage: Eukaryota; Metazoa; Chordata; Mammalia; Carnivora; Otariidae. The record is from RefSeq and is a predicted model, not a curated record. The transcript has 4 exons. Gene Ontology annotation, cellular component: extracellular region. Bases 41 to 1117 code for a protein of 358 amino acids.
GGCGCGAGGAGAUGCAACAGGGCGCCGCGCCUCCGGCACCAUGCGCCCCCCGCCCGCGCUGGCCCUGGCCGCGCUCUGCCUGCUGGCGCUGCCCGCCGCUGCCGCCGCCGCCUACUUCGGGCUGACCGGGCGGGAGGUCCUGACGCCCUUCCCAGGGCUGGGCACGGCCGUGGCCCCUGCACAGGGUGGGGCCCACCUGAAGCAGUGUGACCUGCUGAAGCUGUCCCGGCGGCAGAAGCAGCUCUGCCGGAGGGAGCCCGGCCUGGCCGAGACCCUGCAGGACGCUGCCCACCUCAGCCUGCUCGAGUGCCAAUUCCAGUUUCGACACGAGCGCUGGAACUGCAGCCUGGAGGGGAGGACCGGCCUGCUCAAGAGAGGUUUCAAGGAGACGGCCUUCCUGUACGCAGUGUCCUCGGCUGCCCUCACCCACACUCUGGCCCGGGCCUGCAGCGCCGGCCGCAUGGAGCGCUGCACCUGUGACGACUCUCCGGGCCUGGAGAGCCGGCAGGCCUGGCAGUGGGGCGUGUGCGGCGACAACCUCAAGUACAGCACCAAGUUCCUGAGCAACUUCCUGGGGCCCAAGAGAGGAAGCAAAGACCUGAGGGCUCGGGCGGAUGCUCACAACACCCAUGUGGGCAUCAAGGCAGUGAAGAGUGGCCUCAGGACCACGUGUAAGUGCCACGGCGUGUCGGGCUCCUGCGCCGUGCGCACCUGCUGGAAGCAGCUCUCCCCCUUCCGAGAGACAGGUCAGGCACUCAAGCUGCGCUAUGACUCAGCCGUCAAGGUGUCCAGUGCCACCAACGAGGCCUUGGGCCGCCUGGAGCUGUGGGCCCCUGCCCGGCCCGGCAGCCCCACCAAGGGCCUGGCCCCGCGGUCUGGGGACCUGGUCUACAUGGAAGACUCGCCCAGUUUCUGCCGGCCCAGCAAGUACUCGCCCGGCACGGCGGGCAGGGCGUGCUCUCGGGAGGCCAGCUGCAGCAGCCUGUGCUGCGGGCGGGGCUACGACACCCAGAGCCGCCUGGUGGCCUUCUCCUGCCACUGCCAGGUGCAGUGGUGCUGUUACGUGGAGUGCCAGCAAUGCGUGCAGGAGGAGCUCCUGUACACCUGCAAGCACUAGGCCGGCUGCCCAGGGUGCCCGGGGGCGCUGCCAAGAGCCCUGGCGCUCGGCCACCUCGAGGCCCCCCGGGCAGGGACGCACAGCAGGCAGGCACUCUCCGCCCCUGCACACGCACUCCUCCCUCCGUCGGGGCCUCAGCCGCCCUUCCCUCCCUCCGCAUUCCACAGAGAGAGGCUCCCGGGGACCAGCACGGAGGGUCCCCAGCCUUGUUGGAGCAGGAGCACAGAGUCGGAAAGGAGGUGGGGGGGGGGAUAAGGGAAGCCGAGAGGAGACCAGGACUGAGGGUCUUGUUGGAGGGGGGCAUCCCGCUAGCUCCAUUCCUCGGGUGAGUGGCCGAGAGCCAGCAAGACGUUGGGAGGUGAGCUUCUGGGCCAGCAGGGCACGGGAAGGCAGUGUCAGCUGGUUGCAAAGGCUGGAGCCUGGCAGGGAUGGGUCAGUUCAGCCCUCGGGCCGGCUCAGGUCACAGUGAGCCCUGGGGGCCAUGCAGCUCCACCCCCGGUGGCUUUGCUGUGCCAGAGGUCGGGGGAGAGGCCAGGAGGUAGGGGCUGUUUGUUUGCAGAAAGGAAAGCUUGCGGGGCUUGAGUGGACCCAAGUCAGAUACAUGCCCUGGAGCCCUGUGUCCUUGAUUUGGCUUUUAAAAUAGGCACUGAGGCCUCAUUCUUGCCUUGAGAGCUGGGUUAUGCACGCCCAGCCAGCCCUGCUCGGUAAGAGCCCCAGUGGAUGUGAGACUGGUGGGGUCGCACUGUCCCCGGGUGGCUUGCAGAGAGCGCACCGAGGCUGUACAGAGCGACAGCGACCCCUCCCCUGUUUUCCGGCUGGGGAACCUUUUGUCCCAGCCCAGGCGAGGGUGACCGCCUUUGGUUGGAGGCAGGGACGCAGGGAGCUCGGUUUCUCAGCUUCCCCUUAAGCCCUGUUUGGUCAACUGCCUGUGGCUGUGGUCACCCGUGCCGUGAGGCCCCAACGCAGCUGACAUUCGCGACCCAGAAGAGUUCUGACUCUGGUUACAAUUCCACUCUUCUAGCUACUCAUUUAAUUAAGGUUUUGCCCUGGAGUUACAGGCAUGGGAACGUCUUUGCUAAGCCUGGCUCCUUGGGGGCCCCCUCCACUCAUGGAUGGCCUCCACUUUGGCUCAUACCUGAGGAAUAGAAGUGACUUUGCUAAUUUCCUCUGAUUCUGUGGACAGUUAAAGGGCUACCUGCCAAGGCCCCUGUGUGAGAGGAGGAGAGAGUAGCUGGUACAUACACACACACACAUGCACACCCCUUGGACCUGCCAGGCUGGAGGGUUCCCAUUUAGCAGCACACACUCUGGUUCAGAACCAGGGCUUUGCAGGGGUCACUCUGCUGGAAGCUGAAUGCCAGCCAGGAGGAAGUGAGUGACCUCCUUCAGGAAGCCCUUGGCCGCUUUGCGAGCCCUGCCGCGCCCUCUGUCAGCUUCCUUUCUCCCUGAACCCAGAGUUGCUGACCCUUUGCUGAAUGGAAACUUCAGAAUCAGCCCUAUGCUCAGAAACCACCAGUUCAAGCCCAGGAAGGAGCCCUAGGCUCCCUGGGACCUCCAAGGGUGAGGAGCUUCCCUGGCUUUGGUGAGUCAGGGCAGCUUGUGAGAUGCUGGAAGGAUCUCUGGCUGCAGAAAUUCUGAGGAGAAGCCAAACUUACCGGAGACCCCCUCGCUGGACUGACCUUGCUGGCCCGGCCAGCCGGCCCACCUCUUGUCAAGAAGAGCAAAAAGGCGAGCAGCCUGGUUUUCUAGUUUCGUCCACUCCCCGCACUGUAUGGAGACUGUUUCUUGGCCAGCCCAAUCCAUCUUGUUCCUCUGAGACCCUAACUCUGCCUCCACCUUGCCCUAGCCCUUGUUAUAAGGUACCAGAGGCCUCACUGGCAAGAAGAAGGAGUCUGAUCCACCAACACAUCAUCUGCACCCCAACUCCCCCGCUGGCUGGGGUUGCAAGAGGAUAAAGGCAGACUCUGAGGGACUGAGGCCAUGGCUGGCCACCAUCACCGAUGACCUAGACCAAUGGCACGGGUGUGGGCUCUGAGGGCCCCUCGGCCUGGGGGGUCCUCCCCGUCUAGCCCCCCUUCUCCUUCCUUUCUCCAUCCUUUCUCUUCCAGGUGCCCCCAAAGGUCCA